UGCAAAGCUACUGAAAAGAGUAAUCAAUCAAGCAGCUGGCCUCUGAAAAGAAUUGCUGAAAAAAUUCAACACGACUUUCACAAGUUCACGAGGUAUUGAUAUGCAUGUGAAUCUUUGAAAUAAUUAUAAAAAAAUAAUUAUAGAAAGCCAAGAAGACGGCUUGAAGUAAAUUUUGACAAAAAGUAUAUGGCUAGAAUAUUGGCGACCGCAACAAAUGGAAAACACCUAUACGAAUUAACUCAUUACUAGUAUAUGCCAUACGUGCAUAUUGUGAAAGCCAAAACAUUUUAUCAUUUUGAAUCAGUGAAUGAGGAAAACGGGUCAACAAUAAGGAAAAUAUUUCAAAUGCCCAAAUCCGUAUUUGCAUGUAAAGACUUCUAAGUUAACACUUUUAUAAGAUACUUCAGAGAAGAUUUUACUUGAAUAUCAGUCAAAACUGAAUUAAGACAAGAUCGACAUCUUUCAAUUUAAAAACGCCUUAAGGCUUUCAGUGUUUAUCAGAUUCAGUUCCAUAUCCCAAGCAGUAAGCAAAUAUUCUAUAGUAGCUGAAGGCCGAAAAUCUGAGGCUCAGCUCAAUAUUGAAGGCUCAGUGAAAUUGGUUAAUUGAAACUAAGAAAGUUUUUGUUUAAAAACGGUUUACUAUGUAUAUAUAUAUAUAUAUAUAUAUAUAUAUGUAUAUAUAUAUGUGAUUCACCCCUAAAUCAUGUGAUUAUUAAUUAUUUCUGGUUUCGUGGCCAGGUUGAAUAAGGCCGAGGGCAACAACGGCGGUCGAGGGGCCACAAAACACACUGCUUUCCCGAGGUCUCUGUAAAUAAGUGUUUUGUUAUAUAGUAUCAACAAGUGUCAAAGUAUGCCAUAAUUCACCGGUUACGUUAUUGGAGUGAACUUUGAAACCAAAAGUGGGCAUCGAUAAAUGGAACGCCGUAAAUGUUUAAUAAAAAGUUUAAUAAAAUGAACAUUGGAACUUCACGGUUGACGCGCAUGCGCACUGCACCCAUUCUAUUGUGGACCGGUCAAUAAAUGUUCUAUUAUGGACUGCAGAUUUUACACUGGAAAGUGCACGAUUUUCAUAACUGAUAACUCUGGCUUCUUGAGUAAGCCGGUUGCCUCGUUGUUGUACACGACGUUUUGUAGAACGGCACGCGAUACGCUUUUGUCCAAUCAGAAAAACUGAACUUUGACAUUAACUAUUUUUGACCCUUGGGGGGCCGAGAUUUCACACGCGCCCCUGAGCAACAUGCAACAUUACAACGGGGCUUUACAAGUCAAGUAUGUAUGAUUGUUCUGCCGGAGUUUCGUGGUCAUAUACCUUAUAUUCACAUGCAAAUGAAAAUGAAUUCAUAAGAUAAUUAAUUUGUUAUAUCGCUUGUUUUUCCGAACACGAAGUUAAGUUAUUGUGUGUUUAUGAUAAGUUCAAUCACUGCAACACGUUCCGUAUAUUAUUUAUACGCGCAAUUUUGUUCCGUUUUCCUUUCAUCCCUUCCUUCAACUAACGGAUGGGAUAUUUGGCAAGGUUAAUUUCUCAAUCAUACAGUAAAUUUCUGACUUUUUUAUGUACUCAAAAUUAACAAAGGACUGUUUAUACGAGCCUGGAACAAUAUGUCCAAUUAUGGUGGUUGCUCAGAUUCGAACUUUACUUGGCACAAUAUCAUUAAAAACUUCGUGAGAAAAUAUGUUAGUUGUAUCAGGUUGGUGGAAUGCUGUUUGCAUGCGGAAGUGAGCCUAUAUAAGCCCUAGUAAGAGUCGAUCAGGAAUUGUAUUACGCAAAUACAAAUAGUCGUUAUAUUAUUCAUCACAAUUGUGAGCCAUACGGUGUACUAUAAAGAAGUGACAUGCAAAGUUUGUACUACUGUUAUUAUAAGUUAUAGCAGUAUACAGUAUAUUAUCAGAGUGUUUGCGAGAAGUUCACUUCGCAAAUAAUUUUAAAAAAAGAUCCAUACUUUAAUUACAUGAAGAGCUGUAGUGAAAGUAAGAAUAAAUCCGAUAAGGCUGAGGCUCAAUUCAGCUUAGUCUUUCCAGUUUCUAUACCUUAUAAAUGAACUUCGCCCGUAUUCUAAAAGCUCACUCACACUCACACUCAAUGAGUGGAGAUUCAAUCUGAGCUUCUCUUGAGUGUCAAUGCUGUUUUUGAAUAGCUGGAGGGUUAGUGUCGUACCUUUCUAUGUGACUACUCGCCCUCCAGCUAUUCAAAAACAGCAUUGACACUCAAGAGAAGCUCAGAUUGAACCUCCACUCAUUGAGUGUCAGUGAGCUUUUAGAAUACGGGCGUUACAUUGUUUAAAUUAUUAAUUAUACACUCCCGCCCGCUGAUUUGAAAAAGGACUUGAUUCUUCCCCUCUGUUUCUGACGUUUCCUAGCUGAUGAUUCGCUCGGUUAACUUGAAAAGACAAUUGACCGGCAAGGUGGCGAAUUUUCUCUGCACCUAUGCACCUGCAAUAUAUCCAAUUAUGGUGAUUGUUGUUCGAAGUAUACUUAGCACAAUAUCAUUAUGAGAAGAUAUGCAUGUUAGUUCUAUCAGGUUGUAUCACUAGAUCAGUGGGUUGUAUGCGGAAUGCUGUUUGCGGAAGUAAGCCUAUAGCCCUAAUAAGAAUCGGGAUUUGUCUAAGGCAAAUCACAAGACGAAAAUUCUUUUUUGGGGCUAGCCCUUCAUGUCCGGUAAAUAAAUGUAUAUACGAACUUGAACUAGAAGCGUUGUUAACAUUUCGUGCUGUCAAACAGUAAAAAGCAGCCCCGCGGGUGGCCUUGCCAGGCGCUAUAAAUAAUUUACAAGUUGCGGUCUAAUAUAUACUGAUUAACUUAUAGAAACACGGUUUCUCAUUUUAACAGAGCAAGUUUAUACUAUACAACAAAAAUGGAAGGAAACAGCAGUAAAUCCACUGAAAAGGGAACGAAUGGCACUGCUGAAAAACGAAGUUCUGUCAGCUCAUCUCGCAAGCAGUCCUCUGUAUUCAUGAAAUAUGUUCGACCUUGUUUUGCUGAAUUUCUUGUAGUCUUAAUUUUCGUGUUCGUCGGUGUCUGCAGUGUAGCCAAUGCAUCAUCGUUUAUACCGUUAGUUCAUGGCCUUGCAAUUAUAGUCUUGGCAUUUCUCGCUGGUGGAAUAAGGUAUGCACAGUUUAGAAUUAUUUUCAAGUGUAUUAAUAAAGUAGGUUUUAUUAGAAGGGAAGAUUAUUCAGAAGAACAGUAAUGAGAGCCCAAAACGUUCAUGGCAAGUAUAAACUAUUGAAAAUGAGUGAAACUGUUCUGAAGUUUGUUCACCAAGUCCCAUUAAUUAAUUGGGUUCAUAGUAAAAAAGCAGUCAAUUUUUCGGGAGAAAAUGCAAUACCGUUAGUUUGUCAAGGUAAAUUUGUCACAGAGAGUUGUCAUGGGAAAUUAGUGUGUUUAUUUUUAAAGGAAACAACUUUGUAGGGAAAAUAAGUAGCUCUUCUCUGGUGAUUUUGAAAACAAAGCACAAAGAAUUUCUUUUGAUUUUUUUUUUAUCUUUCUGUGCAUGCUUCUAACUUGAAGUUCUUUAAAUGUAAAAUUCUGAUAACUAAUAUUCAUUUUACUUAGUGUGAUAAUGCCAAUAUCAUUAUUCGGCAUGCGUCAUUAUAUAACAACAUGUCGAAAGAGCAUUAUUAUUAUUAUUGUUGGCAUUUUUUGCACAAAUUACAGCCAGCUAUACUCCGCCAUGGUCAAGCAACCACGGAUUCACACAUGCAUAUAACCCAAGUGCAACUUUUAUGCAUUUUCAGUUAAACCACUCUACGAGGACAACAGGCAGGAUUUAUAUAUAGUAUGCAGUUCACGCUAUAUAGCAAUAUAAUUAUAAUAUUUGCAUAUAUAUCACAUGCACUCUUGAGAUGUAUGUAUAUUAAUCACAUACUAAUCAUAGUAGCUAGCUAAAAAUUAGAAAAAAAUUCUACAAGUACAACCGUAGAAGUACAAAUAUCAAUCGAAUGACGUUAUAUUCGUUUACUCGUGGGAAAAUGAAAUUUCGUUGCAUAUAUACAAUGCAGUAGGCCUAUAUAGCCAUGCUUAUUUUUCACCCUGCUCGGUUUCCUUCGUUCUUAUCGGGGAAUAUAUUCAAUAUUCCCCUCUAAUCAAUUUCCGUUUAAUAAUAUCCCCUCUAAUAUUCACCUGCAAUUAAUAAUCCCCUCUAAUAUUCACCUGCAAUGUCUUUGCAACACAAAAAAUGAGAAAAAAACAACAUAACGAAGGCAAUAUGGCAUGAAGAAUUAUUUCUAUUCUGACUCAUUAACGCGACCUCGCAGUGUGAAAAAUAAGUACGUUAUUUUGAGGCACCUCGGGGAUAUGUGAUUUAUUCACCUCGGCGCUGCGCGCCUCGGUGAAUAAAUCACAUAUCCCCUCGUUGCCUCAAAAUAACCUAUACAUAUAAGUAUAAAAUUUAUAAUAACAACGUCAAUUAAUUUAACCCGCUAUACGCACCCUGAUUCUCGCGCGUGCGUCACGCAACCGCUUAGCACAUCAAAGCGCCUAGCUAUCUCAUUGCUUAUUUCAGCGGUGGUCAUAUCAACCCAGCUGUCACAUUAGGAGUAUUACUUGCUGGAGCCAUCAGUCCAUUAUUGGCUUUAGGUUACGUCCUAUCACAAUUGCUAGGAGCUAUCGUUGGCGCAGGUUUCGCACGGGUAGGUUUGAUUUUUAUGAUAAUAUUAUAUCGGAUAAUUUGCUUCCAUGCACAUAUACAUAUGCUUUUUACCCGACAAGCUUGAAAUUAAAGGCUAUUAAUUCUGUUUAUCGAAAACAGGAUUCUAUCAGUGUCAUCAAAUCUAACCUGCCAUAUCGAUUAUAUUGAAUUCAAAUUGAAUCUGUGGAGUUUCGGGGAACCUUCUGCUAAAACCAGACAUAGUACUAUAGGGCGGUGGUUUGGGACAUGCAUGCACAAAACAAGUGCACCGAAAACGCAAAAUAUACAAUGUUUGACUAAGUACCACAAAAAUUGAAUUUGCAAGUCUCCAGCUGAAACGGUAUUUCGUUUAUUGUGGAGGCACUUGGAGAGAAAUGUAUAUCUUAAAUUGAUUUCCAAAUACUUGACAAUUUUAAUUCAGUAGGAGACAUAACCAUACAAGAGCUUUAUAAGUAAAUGCGCGCAAGAUCACAAUUUUCCACCCUCUUCCUCAACUUUCCACCGAAUUUUAACCACACCUAUUUUAAAGAAUUUUUUAUCAAUCCACAUUUUUGUGCAAAGUUUACCCGAGCAGAAGCACGCCCUGAACACAUGCACCCUUAUAACCUUGUAAUAGUGUGUAACUACAAAACUGGCUACAAUUCAUAGUUCAAAAAUGCCAGACACUCAUGGUCGCCCAGGGAAAUUUGGGGGCCAAAAAUAUCAUUCAUGCAUUCACUCCAUCCCCCAAGCUCAAAAAGUGAUAUAUUUGAUGAGAGACCAUAGAAAUAACUGUAGAUAUCGAUUAUGUGAGAGACUUUGCUCAUCUGAUGCACCUCAAGUAUAAUAUUAGUGCGGACGUUCCAUAAUUUGGCAGUUAUCAUUUCAAUUUCGUUCAACUUUAAUAAUCUCAUUCAAAAUGUUUUGAUUAAUGCUGUCAAGUGUCAAGACGAAUUUCAGUUUUUCUGCUCUUUGCCCGCACUAAAAUUAGGUAUGAUUUGAACGAAUGUAAAACUAUAUUCUGGAAAGCAUUUUGGGAAGAGGCCUCUCCCUCCUCCAACCCCCCUAAUUUUGCUUGGGCACCACAAUGUGCAUGGAUGCGAUGUACCUGAAAUCAAAGGUAACCGACCACGCUUGUGCUAUUCAGCAAAUUUUCUAACAGUAAAGCAAGCUCAAAAAGGCGAUGAAAAAAGGAACACAUAAUAGUUUGAGGAUGUAUAUUUUGAGAAAUGUAAGGAACACAUAAUAGUUUAAGGAAAUUAAAAGUAGGUUAAUUUAAAACAGUCAGAUGAUGUUAAAACUAGGGAGAGAUUAGAGUUAGGGUCAGCGUCAGGGUUAUGACUAACUUUUAUGAUCAAACAUACCUUAUAAUUUGUUCAAACUAUUUUGUGGGUAUUACAUGAAGUACUUACCGAAAAUUGAAAGCUUUGCCUUUUACACGGAGGGUUGUGGAAAUAAUAUGGAAAUCCAAUUUUCAUAGUAAUUGCAAUUUCCAUACUACAGGGUGUACAGGGUGUCUCAAAAAACCCCAAAAUCAUUGAAAUUGACGUAUUGUUCGAUAUUCAAUGCCCUAGCACUAAGUUAAUCCCACGAGUGCAUAAAAGAUUGACAUAACUGCUAUAAUGAAUGGUAAUACUCAGCGUAAACUUGUCAUGUCAGGCAUAAAGUACUAAACCCACGAAUGCAUAUUACGCAUAUUACAAUUUACGAAGCAUUUUUAAAUUCCCAUGAGCAAACAAACGUUCACUUUACAAAGAUAUUUAAUCACCCUGUCAAAAUCCUUUGUGUUACGGCAUUGAAAUUCGAACAAUACGUUAUUUCAAUGAUUUUGGUUUUUUUUGAGACACCCCAAAAACCAAAAUCAUUGAAAUAACGUAUUGUUCGAAUUUCAAUGCCGUAACACAAAGGAUUUUGACAGGGUGAUUAAUUUGUUUUAAAAAAUUAAAAUAUCUUUGUAAAGUGAACGUUUGUUUGCUCAUGGGAAUUUAAAAAUGCUUCGUAAAUUGUAAUAUGCGUAAUAUGCAUUCGUGGGUUUAGUACUUUAUGCCUGACAUAACAAGGUUACGCUGAGUAUUACCAUUCAUUAUAGCAGUUAUGUCAAUCUUUUAUGCACUCGUGGGAUUAACUUAGUGCUAGGGCAUUGAAUAUCGAACAAUACGUCAAUUUCAAUGAUUUUGGGUUUUUUUGAGACACCCUGUAUAAAAAAAACCGCAACCUCGGAAUUUCCCAAGAAAUCGACAUUGUUUUAAGGACAAAAGAUUUUAGGCGCCUGGGAAUUUAAAAUAGCACAACUGUCAAAAUUACUGCACACGCGAGUGCAUAAAGCAAAAUUUAUGCAUUUAUUUAAUGCACAACAACAGUCAUAUGAUCUAUUAGCAAUUCGAUUUCAGUUCCCAGGGGCCUAAAAUCUUUUAUGCUUAAGAAUUGCAAAGUGAUUUCUUAGGAAAUUCCGAGGUUGCGUUUUUUUUAUACACCCUGUAUAUGGAUAGGAUAUGGAAAUAGUAUGGAUAUAAUAUGGAUUGCACUGUUUUCUUCCAGUGUAACUGUCCUCCACCACUCAACACAGUCAGGUUACUUAUCCCUUUAUAUAUAGGUUGUACUCGCCAAAGUGGUUUACGAGAACAUUAAUGGCGGCGCACAUAGUCUGGGAACGGACGUGACAAUUGGAAGUGCAAUACUGGCAGAAAUAUUAGCCACAUCAUUACUCGUCCUUACUGUCCUAAUGACGGCUGUUGACAGCAAAAAUAAAGUACCCAUUGCCCCGUUACCAAUUGGUUUUUCAGUAGCUGUUGGUAUUUAUGGAAUGUAAGUUCGUAUAACGUUUUGGCAGUUCAUAGCUUUCAUGGCAACAUACAAAAUCUUUUUCGCGCAUCAAAUGUCUGUUGGUCACAUAUCCAAAAAAUAUAAAGUUUUGCCGGUCUAAAAUAUUUAAUAUAAUUAACCCAUUCUUCCGGUUGUAGUUUUAAUCAUUGUUGCUCGUUACGCGCUGCGGUGCUAGACUGCUAGUGGAAUAAUUCUUAUAGUGUUUUGAAUACGGGCGGCACUCAAAAGUAGCCGGUCACUGAAAAGUAUGAGAAUGAAUUUUCGCCACGGAAAUGCCCAUUUCCAAAGUUAAAUGUGAGGCCAAAUGACAGAACAUGCAUUGGAAUAUACUCAUUUUCGAUUCAAAAACACUGUAAUAAUUGUGCGAGCCUGAUAAAAGAUGUUUUGUUCUUGUUUUCAAGUUUAGCUUCUCGAACAAGUCUGUUUAAUGAUGUUCCGGCCAGUCAAGCGCAUUGUUGUUCUAAAUAAGUGCAGCGCGUAUUCGAUGGCGUCGUCUUUUGAUUAUUCGGCGUUUAUCGGGAGUAGCACUUUUGCGAGUAAAUAUACGGUAGUUCAUAAAACUAUACGUUCAGGGACGUAGCGAAGCAGUGAAGUUGGGGGAGGGGUUUGGAGGAUUCUACCUGAAAUUUGAACUUCAAUGUUAAAAAUUUACCUGAGGUGUAACAAUUAUGAUAGAGCUUUUUCUGAUUGAUAAGUUUGCGAAGAAUAUUUUCACAUUUUCUUAUAGUUUUUACCUGAGUCCCCCCCCCGGUCGCUACGUCCCUGGCUACGUUUCUUUGAAAAAAUAUGUUUUGUGUGGUAGUGUAAACUUUGUUCGAAGCCACAUGUCAAUUGUAAUUCAAAAGUUCUGAUACAACUGUGUUGUGAUAAAAGAAACGUUGACUGUGCGGUAGUGUAAGAUUUUACUAAGAAGUGGUAGUGUAAGAUUUUACUAAAUGUAUUGUAAUAUUUAAAUUAUGAACAUGGUCACACAAUAAACGGCAUCAAUUUAACCUUAACAUAGCAACUCUUUUCAUUUUUUCUUUCAGUGGUUCAGUAACUGGAGGCUCAUUAAACCCAGCAAGGAGCUUCGGUCCUGCAGUAAUGGGUUCGUACUGGUCAGAUCAUUAUGUGUACUGGGUUGGUCCAAUUCUUGGCGCCAUUUUGGCGUCGGCAAUAUAUCGAAUCGUGCUUGCUUCACCCGACCGAUUGCUGUUCUGUAAGGGAUCAAACGUACAACCAUCUCAUACUGAUGUGGAACUAGGCAGUACCGCGAGAUUGCCUUGAAAAUUUGCGGGGUUCCAGUAAAGUAUAGGCAUGGCGAGAUAUAGCUAUAGGCAAUGGUUUGUAAAUCAAUACACAAAACAUCACAUGCACUAUACACAUGCACGUACUAUUCAAUAUAUUUCUUCAUGGUUUGUUCUACUUUCCUGCAUGAUCAUUUGUGAAGAUCCAAGAAAUCCAUUAAUUAAUAAAGUAAUAAACUAAAUAAUAAUUAUCUACCAAAAAGUUGCACAACGCAAAAUCCAAAGCGGUCUGUAGAGGUCGAUCAUACUGUAUUAUUAUUACCUAUAUCUCUAAAUUACAUGCAUGCAGAUCAACAUAGUCGCUGAAGUAGAGCUCCGAUUAACUCCUAACUAAGAACAAAUGUAUAUAUGACGGAAGGAAACAUUUCUUAAAAAACAUUGUGCGUUUGAAACAAUACCUGACGAUAGGUAUAGAUUGCCUAUAUAUAUAAAAUCAAGGCUAAGUAUGUAGAAUAUUAUAAAUAAACCCAUGCAAAUAAACCUUUAAUAUUUCAGUGCAUAUUGUUAUAGUUUGUGUCCUGGCCAACAGGCCAGGUUUACAACAAAUUGUUCCAACAACACGGCACAAGUCGGCACGUAAUAAUGAUAAUAAAUUGUUAACUUAACAAGGUGCAGAUAACCGGCUCACAAGGCUAAUGACAACAGGGUGGACUUCAAUGAUUUGGAUUCUUGCACUUCACUUGGUGGAAUUAAUAUUAGAAUGUUAGGGUUUGUAAUCCAAGUGAAAAUAUAUACAUUUUAAUUCUUAUACAUGAACUUACGGUUACAGCUCAACAACUGGCCUCUGUAGCUCAGUUGGUGAGAGCGCUGCAUCGGAAUAGCAGGGCCGUAGGUUCAAUUCCUACCAGAGGACCU
This is a messenger RNA of Paramuricea clavata, 9567 nucleotides long. The record is from the annotation of a GenBank genome assembly. NCBI's taxonomy places the organism in Eukaryota, Metazoa, Cnidaria, Anthozoa, Malacalcyonacea, Plexauridae.